AAAUCCUUGGCCGCCAAUGGGGGAGGUGGAGCCCGUGCCCGCGGGCCCGCUGGAGCCCCCGGAGCCACCUGAAGCGGCGGCGCCUCGCCGGCCCGGAGGGAUUCGGGUCCUAAAGAGAAAUAUGAAACACAAUGGGAGCAGAACUUGUUUGAAUAGAAGAAGUAGGUUUGGUUCCCGAGAAAGAGACUGGCUAAGAGAAGAUGUGAAGAGAGGCUGUGUUUACCUUUAUGGAGCAGACACGACCACUGCCACUACAACCACCUCCUCCUCCUCCUCCUCCUCCUCCUCUUCUGAUUUACAUCUUGUCCUUUGCACAGUAGAGACACCAGCGUCAGAAAUAUGUGCUGGAGAGGGAAGAGAAAGCCUCUAUCUACAGCUUCAUGGAGAUCUGGUCAGGAGACUGGAGCCCUCUGAACGGCCUCUCCAGAUUGUUUACGAUUACUUAUCCAGGCUGGGGUUUGAAGAUCCCGUGCGCAUACAGGAGGAGGCUACGAACCCUGACCUCAGCUGUAUGAUUCGAUUUUAUGGUGAAAAACCAUGCCAGAUGGAUCAUCUGGAUCGAAUCCUACUGUCUGGCAUCUAUAAUGUACGCAAAGGAAAAACCCAGCUGCACAAAUGGGCUGAGCGCCUCGUUGUUCUCUGUGGUACCUGCCUUAUUGUUUCCUCAGUGAAGGAUUGUCAAACUGGAAAGAUGCACAUUUUGCCGCUGGUUGGGGGAAAGAUAGAAGAAGUGAAGCGCCGGCAGCACUCCCUUGCUUUCAGCUCAGCUGGAGCCCAAGCUCAGACCUAUCAUGUCAGCUUUGAGACUUUGGCUGAGUACCAGAGAUGGCAACGGCAGGCGUCUAAGGUGGUGUCGCAGCGGAUGAGCACUGUGGACCUCUCAUGCUACAGCCUUGAAGAGGUUCCUGAGCAUCUCUUCUACAGCCAAGACAUCACCUACCUCAACCUGCGGCACAACUUCAUGCAGCUAGAAAGACCAGGGGGCCUUGACACACUCCACAAAUUUUCUCAACUGAAGGGCCUGAACUUGUCCCAUAAUAAACUUGGACUGUUUCCUGUGCUGCUGUGUGAGAUUUCUACCCUGACUGAGCUCAGCCUUUCUUGUAAUGGAUUUCAUGACUUGCCAAGUCAGAUUGGUAAAUUGCUAAAUCUUCAGACCCUCAGCCUCGACGGCAACGGCCUCACGGCUCUGCCAGAUGAGUUGGGAAACCUGCGGCAGCUCACUUCUCUGGGAAUUUCCUUCAACGAUUUUCGUCACAUCCCUGAAGUUUUGGAGAAACUUACCAUGUUAGAUAAAGUGGCUAUGGCAGGAAACCGUUUGGAGGUCCUGAACCUGGGGGCACUGACCAGGAUGAGCCAGGUCAAGCACGUGGAUCUGAGGAUGAACCACUUGAAAACGGUGAUUACUGAAAAUAUGGAAGGAAAUAAACAUAUCACGCACAUGGAUUUGCGGGACAAUCAGUUGACUGAUUUGGACCUUAGCUCCUUAUGUAGCUUGGAGCAGCUGCACUGUGAGCGGAACCAGCUGAGGGAGCUGACACUCAGCGGCUUCUCCCUUCGAACCCUCUACGCCAGUUGGAACAGGCUGACGGCAGUGAAUGUGUACCCAGUGCCCAGCCUGCUCACUUCUUUGGAGCUCUCCCAAAACUUGCUGGAGUGUGUCCCUGACUGGGCCUGUGAAGCAAAAAAGCUGGAAAUACUAGACAUAAGCCACAAUCUUCUUACAGAGGUCCCCAUGAGAAUUCUGAGUAGUCUGAGUCUUCGGAAACUGAUGGUAGGACACAAUCACAUCCAUGUCCUUCCUGCACUGGUGGAGCACAUUCCCCUCGAGGUCCUGGAUAUCCAGCAUAACACUCUCUCCAGGCUGCCGGACACGCUCUUCUCCAAGGCCUUAAAUCUCAGGUACUUGAAUGCAUCUGCAAAUAGUCUGGAGUCCUUGCCUUCUGCGUGUGCUGGAGAGGAGAGUCUGAGUGUGCUGCAGCUGCUGUACCUGACCAGCAACCUUCUGACAGAUCAGUGCAUACCAGUUUUGGUCGGGCACCCACACCUGCGAGUUCUGCACCUUGCAAACAACCAGCUCCAGACCUUCCCUGCAAGCAAGCUAAAUAAACUGGAGCAGCUGGAAGAGCUGAAUCUAAGUGGGAACAAACUUACAGCUAUCCCCACAACCAUAGCCAACUGCAAAAGGCUGCACACCCUUGUCGCCCAUGCCAACAACAUCAGCAUCUUCCCAGAGAUCCUGCAGCUGCCUCAGAUUCAGUUUGUAGACCUGAGUUGCAAUGACUUGACAGAAAUCCUAAUUCCAGAAGCUCUGCCUGCUACUUUACAAGACCUUGAUCUGACAGGAAAUACAAAUCUGGUCCUGGAACAUAAGACUUUGGACAUGUUUAGCCACAUCACAGCCCUGAAGAUUGAUCAGAAGCCUUUGCCAGCCACAGACUCUGCAGUUACAUCAACCUUCUGGAGCCAUGGCCUGGCCGAGAUGGCAGGGCAGAGGAAUAAACUCUGUGUGUCUGCCCUGGCUAUGGAUAACUUUGCAGAGGGUGUGGGAGCUGUCUACGGCAUGUUUGAUGGGGACCGGAAUGAAGAACUCCCUCGUCUGCUGCAGUGUACAAUGGCAGAUGUGCUUUUGGAAGAAGUACAGCACUCAACAAAUGACACAGUUUUCAUGACCAAUACCUUCUUGGUAUCUCACAGGAAAUUAGGAAUGGCUGGCCAGAAGCUGGGUUCUUCGGCUCUCCUGUGCUAUAUUCGACCUGACACUGCCGACCCAACAAGUAGCUUUAGCUUGACUGUAGCCAAUGUUGGCAUGUGCCAAGCUGUCCUGUGCCGAGGUGGGAAGCCAGUACCUCUUUCUAAAGUCUUCAGCUUGGAGCAUGACCCAGAGGAGGCUCAGAGGGUGAAAGACCAGAAAGCCAUCAUAACAGAGGACAACAAGGUGAACGGAGUAACCUGCUGCACCCGGCUGCUGGGGUGCACAUACCUCUACCCAUGGAUCCUCCCCAAGCCCCACAUAGCUUCCACUCCACUUACCAUUCAAGAUGAAUUGCUGAUUUUGGGAAACAAAGCACUGUGGGAACACUUGUCAUAUCUAGAAGCUGUCAAUGCAGUACGUCACGUGCAAGACCCACUAGCUGCUGCUAAGAAGCUGUGCACAUUAGCCCAGAGCUACGGUUGUCAGGACAACGUGGGGGCAAUGGUGGUUUAUUUGAAUAUUGGUGAAGAAGGCUGUACCUGUGAAAUGAAUGGGCUCACCCUUCCAGGCCCUGUGGGAUUUGCUUCAACUGCAGCCCUCAAGGAUACUCCCAAGCCAACCACUCCCUCCUCCAGUAGUGGGAUUGCCUCCGAGUUCAGCAGUGAGAUGUCCACCUCAGAGGUGAGCAGUGAAGUGGGCUCCACGGCCUCGGAUGAGCACAACACUGUGGGCCUGGAGGCGAGCUUGCUGCCCAGGCCAGAGAGGCGCUGCAGUCUGCACCCAGCGUCCUCCGCAGGGGUGUUCCAGCGCCAGCCUUCUUGUGCUACUUUUUCCAGCAAUCAGUCUGACAAUGGCCUGGACAGUGACGAUGACCAGCCUGUUGAAGGAGUCAUAACCAACGGCAGCAGGGUUGAAGUAGAGGUAGACAUCCAUUGCUGCCGAGGCAGAGAGCCAGAGAGCUCCCCUCCGCUCCCGAAGAACUCUUCCAACGCCUGUUCAGAGGAGCGUGCUAGAGGGGCGGGGUUUGGGAUCCGAAGACAGAACAGUGUCAACAGUGGUAUACUUCUGCCAGCGAACAGAGACAAGAUGGAGCUGCAGAAGUCUCCCUCCACUUCUUGUCUGUAUGGAAAGAAACUCUCCAAUGGCUCCAUUGUGCCCCUAGAGGACAGCCUGAACCUCAUUGAGGUGGCCACAGAAGCACCCAAAAGGAAAACUGGCUACUUUGCUGCCCCCACUCAGCUGGAACCAGAGGAUCAGUUUGUCGUCCCUCGAGACCUGGAAGAGGAAGUGAAGGAGCAGAUGAAGCAGCACCAGGAGGGCAGGCCUGAGCCCGAGCCCCGGGGAGAGGAGCGGACAGAGCCCCUGGAGGAGUUUGAUACAGCACUGUGAUUGUACCUCUCGUGUGGACGCAGCCUGAGGGAGGGCUGUGUGGUAUUGGGGAAGGGACCUUCAGGAGAUAUUUGCCUCAGUGUUUCAAACCAUAGAUAAUAUGGAGUAGAAUUUGGAGCCAAAAAGUUGAGCACUAGCAGGGUCUGGCUCUUGAUGGGCUCGGACCGCCAUCAGUGUUAAGCUUCACAUUGGACCUUGGUUGGACUCCCAGCGUUGCUGGGAGACAGCAGAUGUUCUGUGUCAGUCCUGCCACCUGCCAUUAACCCUUUCUCUCCUAGGAUCAUUUGAGAAAUUGCCUGCCUGGGCAGGAAAGGGACUAUUUCUGUGGAGGAAGUAACUGAAGGUUGAUUCCCUUUACUAAUUGCUGCUGAUGGAUCUCUGUGACAAGAGAAAUCACCUUAUCUCUCAGACUAACUAGUGGGAUGUGAUGUGACUAGUCACAUGGCUUUUUAUUCUCUAGGAGAAUACAGCCUAUCAAAUGUCUACUGGAGAUACAGAACCAAUCAAGCAGGUGACUUAUGUAUGUAAUGUUGUGUAACGAGAGCACUUUUCAUUGACUGUGAACCUUUUAUUUUUGAAUCUGCACUCGGAGCCAAUCUUCUUAGAGGCAGCCCAGCUCCUUUGUCCCUAGGUAGAAGUCAUUGAGCAUUGGAGCCUCUUUGAGGGUGCUUGGGAGGGUCCUGGAAGUUGAUGUGCUGGAUGUCAGACUGGGAAAGCUCCUGAGAAACUUGGGGUGGGUGGGUGGGGAUUUAUAAGAUGGGGGAGGAGUGAGAACUAAGUCAAGUCAAAGAGACUCAGCCUUGGAUAAGCUGACCCCUGCUAGGAACUAGGAUCCCAAGGCAGGGACUUGUGGGUUUGCCUCUUUUCCUUAAUGUGGUAGACUUGGCAGCUAGCCAGCCUCUUGACAGGUGGGCUGACUCCUUGAAUUAUAGCAAGUGAGUACAACAGGAGACCAGCUAGGAACAUAUAUGGGCAGCCAGAUCUCACAAGUUAGACUUGCUCCCCUCUCUCUCUCUCUCUCUCUCUCUCUCUUCUUACUCUUCUUUCUCUUCUCUUCUCUUCCCUCCUUCUCUUCCCUCCUUCCCUCCCUUCCUCCUUCCCUCCCUCCCUCUCUCAGGAUGUUUUCUAGAAUGUUGUAGUGAGUGUGUUGUUUGGCACUGUGCCCUUCUGAAUAUUGCUGAGUCCCCUGACAUGGUGACAUGGUUCAAAGUGCUGGCCUCAACACAGAGGAAGAAAGACUAUUCAACUGAGCGAUUGCUAAACUUACAGAAAACCUGUAAUUUUUUUUUCACAUUCCUCUUAACUCUAGCAAGUGACCACUUCUUGUGUAUUUCUGUUGCUCUUUCCGUAGGUUACUAAGGAAACUCAUUCCUAUUUAUUGAUGUAAAUUUUGGCAUUGCUUGAUUUUACUCAGUUGAAAAAUGUGCUUUGAAUUUUUAGAAUAUUGCACAACUAAAAAAAUAGAUUGGGGCAUUUUUAAAAAUUUUCCUUUAUAGAAACAAAUUGUUAAAUAUAAGAUUGAAAGUGUCUAUUUUUCCUUUGUUUUUGAGGAGGAAGUUUUUGUUUAAAGCAAUACUGAAAAGCAGACAGAUAAUUCUGUCCUCAGAGGCCCUGUGCUCAUGUGCACAGGGUUAGUGGUUACACUGGGGGUGGGGUGGGGUGGAGGAUGCUCUAUCACUGCAGCAGCUGCCUAAUAAUUCAGUUCUCAAGAAUCUGAACGUGAGCCCCCAAGUCGGCAACACUCAGCUUCCUUCUGUCAGUUACUGUCAGUUACUGGGAAACAUUAGAACUCAGGUGCUUGAUUUGAGAUGGGGACCCAGCGGCUUAUACAGAUUGUAGGUGUACUGCAGGGAGGAGAGACCAUGGCACCACCUUGUGUUCCCACCUUAUUUUUAUAUGGGAAACUUGAAGAAAAAAAAAAGAAAGAAAAUGAGAGUGAAGGAAAAACACAAGGUGAGGAUGCUGCAGAGAGCCUCCUGCUCAGCAGAGCCUUUGAGCUGAAGAACGAGAGGUGGUGAUUAUGAGAAACCAGUUAUGUGGAAAAGCAGCACUUCGGUAGUCUUAGAACAAUUGUCUUUUUAUUAUAUGUGAUCUGUUUUCUUAUCCUCUGUUUGUUUACCUCCCCAUUCACUAAAGUCGCCUCAAAACUCAGUUCUAAACGGAUCUUGACAAACAUGAACGUACUUCCCUUCUGGUUAGCAGAACUCUGGGGUGCAGGGUCCUUUGUGGGGGUUCAGGGUUCCUUAGGUUGUGUUGAGAAACCUCAGUGUAGGCCAAACCAAAAUGGAUGGUUCUGGUUUUGUAAUUGUCUUUCUUUCAUGUCCUAUUAUACUCUGUAUUAAAAAACAGAGGGUUAAAAGGCCAUAGUCCAUUUCCCAAAACGUAAUACACGCCUCUUGUAACAGUGAGGUGAUUUGCUGAUGUUUUUAUCUGAGUAGGCUGUCAGGUGAGUGUGAUUCCUUUCCCGUACCCAGAGGGUACAUUCUCCAGGUGGCCAGAGGACAGGUUCCUUCUUACACAGAGCCUGCCCUCCCUCUAUAUGAUUCUUGGUCUCUGCCCACAUCUCCCGUUCAGUUAAUUUAAACAAAUCUCUGAGGCCAGGUGUGGUGGCACAGUGGCUCACACCUGCAAAUCUGCACGCACAUGGGAGGUUAAAGCAGGAGAAUCAGGGAUGAGGGUUAGCCUUGGCUACAGAGAGUUCAAAUCCAGUCUGGUAUACAUGAGUCCCAGCCUCAAAACCAAACAAACAGGAUUUCUGAAGAAAGAGCACUCGGCUGUUGGGUGUGGUUCAGGAAGCUCACUGGCAGAGAGUGUCUGUGGCCCCAGUCAAGGUUUUUACCCAGUGACAGAUAACUGGAAAUGACAAUGUUGAUAGGAAAUAAAGUGUGGUGCCACCAUGGAGUCAUCCCUGGCCACUCCCGACACAAGCGAGGCUUGACUAUACUACUGUGGAGUAUACACGUGCAAUAAUCAGUGAACUCAAUCCCUGGUGGACAGAAGAGCCGCCCAAGCUGCGUGUAAUCUCUGGGUGCUAUCACAGUGCGUUUCACGAGUGCUGUUUCCAGGCAGUUAGGUUGGGCUGAACUUGUGAGUAUCAAACAGUGCUCUUCUUUCUGUGUAGACCUUCAGCAAAAGCAGGUACUUGGAAACCACAGGCUCACCUUCUCUAUCUAUUCAGUAAUUAUUAACAAAGAGACCUCCAUAAGGGAGCACUUGGCUGUUACUGAUAAUGUACCAAUUGCUAAAGAACCCGUCUCCAAGCCAUCCGGUGAUGUGUGCAGCAUCACUGUAGAACUGUCCCGUGCCGCUCUUCACUUCCCUUUGGGUGGAGCCUUUUCGACUCCCCAUGGCAGGCUAAUCUUUCUCUCCAGGUAGUAACUUGGCCCCGAGGUUGGGCAAGUACUCCCCAGACUGAGAGAAGCGGCUGCGUCACAUCUGCUGUGUUCCGUCAUUGGUGAUCAGCCAGUCAGCAUUCGCUCCCUGUGUCUAACUCUCUCUCUCGCACCUCUCCCAGAUGCUAUCUAUCGGGUUUUCUCACUGUUGCCAGUGGAUGUCAUCCAAACAGUGGGCUCAUAUCUUAUGGUUUUUGUGCAAUCAUUGUCGUAUUGUAGUCCUAAGACUCAUUAUAGUGUAUUUUUGAUAUUUUUGAAAUGUGUUAAAUUUUUUAAUUCAAUAAUAUGAGCCAGAGCAUGUUGCAGCAAAUCUAUUGUUUGUAAAAAAUAAUAAUAAACAAUAAAUAAAAUAAAAUGGGAUAUCUUUUCCA
Mus musculus (house mouse) is the source of this 7847-nucleotide messenger RNA. It is a transcript of the gene Phlpp2, whose product is annotated as PH domain and leucine rich repeat protein phosphatase 2. Gene Ontology annotation, molecular function: protein serine/threonine phosphatase activity. The transcript is spliced from 19 exons. Gene Ontology annotation, cellular component: cytoplasm; nucleus; membrane. The record is from RefSeq and is marked validated. NCBI's taxonomy places the organism in Eukaryota, Metazoa, Chordata, Mammalia, Rodentia, Muridae. Bases 17 to 4084 code for a protein of 1355 amino acids.